CGACAGCUUGGGUUUAAUCGUCAGGGGUUCAUACAACCUAUAGUUUAGAAUGUAAGUGUUUGUCAAUCCUCUUUUCUGGAAUAGCAUACUUCCUAAUCUAGCCUACAGUCAAUUAGCACCACUGAUUUGAGACCUGCCCAGCUCGUUGAUUGGACUGUUAGCUCUGUCUGACGUUUUCACCGUGACCUACACUCUGAAUUCGGUACACGUGCGAGUGCAUUUGCUUCUGACAUAAGAAAAUGACACUUACCCUACAGUAGCCUACUACUUGUCUCCUUAAGACACAAUGUUGUCUUCCUCAGUAACACUGAAAGAUGAUAACUUUUUCACGCGCAAGAGGAGUAAGGAGCUUCAGCUUGAUUUUGAAGUAUUCAGAGAUGAAGAUAAAUACUCCGACAAGACAGAGUCUGACCUACCUUCAUUCAGCGUUGAAGCUCUGAUGUCCAGUAAACCGAAUAGGCCUGCUAAGUGUGACUUUUCUGCGAAAGUAUACACCGUUGCGGGAAUCUUGCCCGUGUCGACUACUUCAACGGGUUCAUACUCUGAUCGACUCGUCUCGCUUUCUCCGUCACCCACUGUCUCACCCUUCUUGUCUGGACGGCUAAUGAAAAUCCCAGAAUGUUCGUACGAAAAGCUAGGAAAACACGAACGAACUUCAUGGACAGUCCAUCUUCGAUUUCCCCCAAGACGAGUCAACUCAUCUGCUUGCCCUCUGAGGAAACACAAAACUAAUAGGAAGCCUCGGACACCCUUCACCACAUCACAGCUUUUAGCCAUGGAGCAGAAGUUUUGUCAAAAACAGUAUCUGUCCAUAGCAGAGCGUGCACAAUUUUCUAGCUCUCUUAAUCUCACAGAAACACAAGUCAAGAUCUGGUUUCAAAAUCGGCGUGCUAAAGCCAAACGACUUCAGGAGGCAGAACUGGAAAAAUUGAAGAUGGCAACCAAACCUUUGUUACCCCAAGCUUUUGAAUACUCUCUCCCUAUUGGUUCCCAUGUCUCUGAAUCUUAUGGUUUUCAACGGCAUGUUAUUGGUGUUCCUGUAUCUCCAAUGGAACUCUACGCAGCUCAUUUUGGGUACAUGCACCAUAUCGCCUGAAGUAACCUGUCAACAUUUCUCUAGGUUGGAGUCAUCAGAAUGUAGUCUGCACACUCAGAAAAUAAAUAAUGCUCCAGUGCCAUCA
Molecule: messenger RNA, 1181 nt
Organism: Sardina pilchardus (European sardine)
Lineage: Eukaryota; Metazoa; Chordata; Actinopteri; Clupeiformes; Clupeidae
Product: homeobox protein XHOX-7.1-like
Exons: 2
Coding region: 287-1096 (269 amino acids)
Biological process (GO): regulation of transcription by RNA polymerase II; embryonic morphogenesis
Cellular component (GO): nucleus
Molecular function (GO): DNA-binding transcription factor activity, RNA polymerase II-specific; RNA polymerase II transcription regulatory region sequence-specific DNA binding
Source: RefSeq, a predicted model, not a curated record